Nerophis lumbriciformis (worm pipefish) is the source of this 1695-nucleotide messenger RNA. NCBI's taxonomy places the organism in Eukaryota, Metazoa, Chordata, Actinopteri, Syngnathiformes, Syngnathidae. The record is from RefSeq and is a predicted model, not a curated record.
AUGGCAGAUGAAAAUACUCAGUUUUGUGGCAAUUGCAAACACGACAUUCCAGAAGCAAAUUUUACUACCCAUGAGAUCCACUGUCGGAGAAACAUUGCACUGUGUGAUGUGUGCCAGGAACCGGUUCCACGCUCCGAUUUGCAGGAGCACAAGCAACAGGAGCAUAGCCAGAUUACCUGCAAAUGUGGACUCAAGAUUAAUAAAAAUCAAAUUGAAGUUCACCAGAGCACUGACUGCUCCCAGAGACUGGUGGCGUGCCAGUAUUGUGAACUCGAGAUUUCCUUCAGUCAAUCCAGAGAACAUGAGGAUUACUGUGGCGCUCGAACCGAGCCUUGUCCACAGUGUAAGUGCAAUAUCAUGCUGAGGGAAAAAGCCCUUCAUCCAAUGUUAUGUGGCAGUCCCACGCUGCUCCAAGAGAGAAACAACAGCUACUCAAGUCGCAAUCCGCCAGAUCUUCAGUGUCCGGGGGCCUGGUUUGAAGGCCAAUCCAUCCGAAACCCCCUAAGAAACGAAGAGCGCAGCCCUAAGGAAAACAACCUGUGUGCUGCAAAACAUCAGCCCUUUCCCCGCACUUUUGAGUCCACAUUUUCUAACAUUUCAAGGGGACCACAAAGCAGCAGCGACUGGAAGAAUAUCGCUCCGAGGAAUAUGACAUCCAGCCGAUUAUCUGAACAGAACGACUUCCUCAGUCGCAACACUGCAUGGCCACUUCAAGAUGAAGAUUCAUCAGGCCUCGACUACAUGCUGGCCCUUAGCCUGCAGACAGACGGAGAGUCCAUGGCUGGUGGUGGGGAGGCUAAUCUGUGGAGUGACAUCUGGGACAACACAAAGACAUCCAACAGUUCAGUUGACUGUUCGCUUUCCACAUCCAAUAACAACUACCCAAACUUUCCUUCUCGCACAAGUACCCUUGUGGACCGUGAUCAGACAGACAUCAUGCUUCCAUGUGAGUUUUGUGAAGAGCUGUUUCCAGAGGAGGACCUCAUUUUGCAUCAGACCGGCUGCAGCCCCGCGUCCGCUUUUGCGUCCUUCAGCAAGCAACCUCCGUCCCCUCCUAAAGAGCCCAGGAAUGCUUCGGGAAUGAUGCGCAGCCUCCCAAACACACUAGCCUCCAACAUCCCCACCUUCCCGGGAUCUGUCUCGCCAGCUUCUUACAGUCCCCCAGCUAGCCCUCUAGAGGGCGAUGUGGUGAUUCCGUGUGAAUUCUGUGGCGUUGCGCUGGAGGAGGCUGUUGUCUUUCAUCAUCAGGACAAAUGUGACAUGCGGCCACAAUCCGCCUUUGCACUUAACAACAUAACAAAAGCAUCUGUGAAAAAAACAUCUGCCAAGGAUGCCUUUGGAAGGACAUCUCCAGAAUUUCACAGGAGAAUAAAGCACCAAGGUGCCUUCUUGGAUGAAGAUCUGGGAUUGAGCGGAGACCCCUCAGCAGGACACAGCCAAAGGGAAUGGCAGAGAGGCUACAUUGGGCGCCCGAGUCAGAGAAAACCGUCCAACUAUGAGGUUAAUGCACAGAAUUCAGCUCAACACAGCAGAGAAUCAGAAGGGGCACUGUCUUCUUUCUUGGACUCUGACAGACCAGGGUCUGAUUAUCUAAAGGGACUACAUUCAACAGAUAACAAAGAAGGGCGAGGAAACAGAAGGAAUGUGUUAACAAAGCUCCCUAAGAAGCAGAACGAAGACCAGCAGGAGGAGUGA